AUGGACUAUCCUGCACCAGCAUAUGGUAUAGUUGCUCCACCAGUUGAAUUUAGUAAAACAAAGUUUAUUAUUAUUAUUGUUUUUAUUGUUGUUAUUUUUGGACUGUUAAUCCUUGGUGCUAUAGCUAUUGCAUUAGGUGUUGGCCUUGGAGUUGGUUUAUCAAGAAGACAUGAUGAUUCAUCAAGUAGUAGUAGUAGUAAUAGUAAUACUGAUAGUUAUUCGAUUCUCUCACCGCCUACAGUCACUUGUACUUAUGGUGGUUCAACUACAUGUGGAUGUGCUGCAACAAAACCAUCAUUUUUAACACCAAGAAUAAUUCAAGGUUAUACUGCAACAGCUUAUUCUUGGCCAUGGAUUGUAGCACUUUAUAUAGAUAAUGAUAAAGCAUUCUGUGGAGGAUUUCUUAUAUCUUAUCAACAUGUUAUGACAGCAGCUCAUUGUGUAGAGGAUAUAAUACCGAGUACAAUUACAGUUUAUGCUGGUAUACAAACACUUUCAUCACGAAGUAGUGGUCAAUCUCGUGUUGUUUCUAGUUUAACAACUCAUCCAAGUUAUUCAACAUCAGAUUAUACAAAUGAUAUAGCUAUACUUACACUUCAAUCAGCAUUUAAUCAAACAACAAUUGUUGGUAAAUGUUGUUUAACAUUCGAUACUUCAUUACCAAGUAUUGAUGAGCAUGCUGUUAUUGCUGGUUGGGGAGCAACAUCAUCAACAAGUCAAACAAUAUCAGAUAAGUUACUUCAAGGUGUUAUUCAAAUUCAAAGUAGUUCAUCAUCAUCAUCACCAUGUUCUCUAAUGUCAAGUAGCAUUCAAAUUUGUGCUGGUUAUGCUGGUACUGAUUCAUGUUAUGGUGAUAGUGGUAGUCCAUUGAUGACUAGUGUUAAUAAUUCAUGGACAUGUACUGGAAUUGUUAGUUCUGGAAGAGGUUGUGGUACAAAUGGUCUAUAUACUCGAGUUUCAGCUUAUCAAUCAUUUAUACAAAGCAUUAUUGGCAGUUAA
Messenger RNA from Rotaria sordida, 999 nucleotides. The record is from the annotation of a GenBank genome assembly. Lineage: Eukaryota; Metazoa; Rotifera; Eurotatoria; Philodinida; Philodinidae.